Messenger RNA from Priapulus caudatus, 2421 nucleotides. RefSeq lists its product as uncharacterized. The transcript has 7 exons. Bases 346 to 1536 code for a protein of 396 amino acids. The record is from RefSeq and is a predicted model, not a curated record. NCBI's taxonomy places the organism in Eukaryota, Metazoa, Priapulida, Priapulimorpha, Priapulimorphida, Priapulidae.
CCUGUAGGAGUAAAGAUAAUAAGGCCAUAAAGUAACACUUCAUGUUUAUUAUCUGGUUAGGGGUCACACUUAAGAUAUGUUGAAGUAGCGUACUAGUAUCUUUUUUGGCAAACCCUCACCGCUGGCAAUUACACCCGUUACAUCGGUGUGAAUAAUGCCGUCCUAUCCUUAUUAGUAUUACUAUAUUACAUCUUGACCCAAUUCAUUAUCAUGUAUUUUUUUGUAGACACCAAAAGUUCCGACUUGGCAGCGGCAAAAGCUCUCUUGCAUGUCUUGAAAUCAACGGAAGCUUCCCCUUUCUCCCAAUAGGCAUCAUACAAUGUAUGUCCAGUCCAUGUACAAUACAUGCACCUCUGCUCUGGCAAUAUUUUUAACAAACACCUUGAUUUGUCCUCAGAUGUUUGGACCAACGCCCUUGCGAGGAGGAGGGAUGGAUGUGUGCUUUCAUCCAUAGAAAGCCACACAGAGUCUGAGGCGGAGUCGAAUCAGAAUCGGAGCGGACAGAGGCAGCUGCCAAAGAGACGAAGAGAGUCACCAAAGAAGUACACAAAUAUGGAAUGGGGCAGAAUGGAGGAGUCAGAUAUGUCAGAACAUGAGGAAGAGACCCAACCAUUCGUAAUGCGUAGGUCACCAAGAAAAGGAAAAACACCUAGCAACCGUCGUCAAAGUCCAACCCAAGGAGCCUCGAACUUUUUGGAUUCUCAAAAAUCACCGAUGCGGUCCCCAAACCUUCCAAACCCACCUCGGAGGACAGAAAUAAUAACCCCAGUGUCAUUUUCCACAUCCAGUGUCAGGAAGCAACACAAUGUGAAUAUGCCAAGAAGUUCAGGGCAGUUGAGUGCGCAGUUUAGUUCACCUUCAGCAAGCGAUUCUGUAUGCAGAGAACUUGGUGUGGGCUUCAGGCAACCGAGUCACGAGAUUGAGAGGGGCAGUACCAGUAUAACAAUGGAUGCUGCAACUGUUGCCAGGUUCUUCACCUACUUCGAAGACAUGAAGAGGGAACUUGCCUAUUUGAAGAAAAUGGUCACGCAAGUGCAUGUUGCACAGAAUAGGACUGAUGAUGAUCAUUCGGAUGUAGAGGAACAAAUGUUCCCUCUGAAUGAUAAUGAUCAACUGAUGGCAUUGGAGAGGGAGUUAAAUGAUCGCAAGAUGAGGAAGAAAGUUUUGAAGUUCCUCUGCUCAAUUGGCGGUCACAAUCUGGGUGAUGCCCUCACAAGAAUUUUGAAUGCGCUAAUGAAGCCAGCAAUAAGCUGCAACUACACGCUGCAUGGGAAAGGAAAGAAGAAGAGUUUCAAAGCUCUGAAGCUGUAUUCUAUAAUCUGCAAGACCAUCAGCAAAACCAAACAGUUCGAGAGUGUUACUCUGAAGGAAAUCGAUAUGCUUGUGGGGAAAUGGCUGACUGGUUCAUCUGACCGAGACGGUGGCCGCAAUAGACGUCGUGAACGUACGGCCGCUGCUGCUCUACCUGCCGCUGCUGGUGCGCCACCUGCUGCUGCUGGUCUGCCACCAGUCUCUGACACUUCAGAUGUGGAUUAAGACUUUCAUUAUUUAAUUAUUGGAUUAAGACUUCACUACCAUUAAUUUCUGCGAAAAGAUGGUGUUUCCAAUGAGAAAACCAUUAGAUUAAUAAUUUUCACGCCACUAACAUUAAAAUUUUGACCCCCUACCGCGAAACUUGGGAAAAUAUUAGGUUCACGAAAAUACAGUAUUGGAGAAAUAUAUCUUUAAGUAACUUACUUAUUAGUUAUGCGAAUUGUUUUGCAUCUCCUCGACUUUCAAGAUUUGCAGUACUGUACUGGAUAUGGUAUGAACUUAAAACUGAAUGUGGUUAUUUUUGGAGAGUAAAAAGUGGGAAAAUUUAUAUUCUAUAUACUAGUACAUGCAAUUAUUUUUGUCUAAAAAGCAAUGGCCAAUGCUAACGUAAACCUUGAAAUUUUGGGAGUGUUUUAUUUUCGCACAUGCACUGUUAAGAGCAAACUUGACAAUAUUUCAGGUCUCAAAUUUCUGCAGUAAUGUACAUGUAAACACAGAAUUUUGCCGGUCGCCAUUUGCAAACUUUUAGCACUGAAUAAGUUUCACGGUUUACAGUUACGGAUAGUAUUUCUAACAUAUCUAAGUUCUUGAGUUGACUUGUAGACUUGACUUGUUCGUGAUUGCUAUUAAUUUUAAUUUGAUUGGUUAACGAAGUGAUGAAUAUGUAUUUGGGUAUUCUAACCAAAUCAGAAUCGAGUAUAUUGGAAAGUGUGCCAUGUGAGAAGCAAAAUGUUCUGCCUUAAACUUUAUUCUGACAUGUCUGAAACACUCGCUGUUUUUUGUCUACAAUGCAUGUACACUUGUUGGGAUGAAUAUAUUCCACUGAAAGUUUUUGAAUUACAUCUACAUGGUUGUAAUAAAUAAUAAAUAGCGAGUAAUUAUUCUAAA